Gryllus bimaculatus (two-spotted cricket) is the source of this 1572-nucleotide messenger RNA. NCBI's taxonomy places the organism in Eukaryota, Metazoa, Arthropoda, Insecta, Orthoptera, Gryllidae. The record is from the annotation of a GenBank genome assembly.
CGCUAGUGUUUCUCAGCUGGUAAGCAAGCAUGGGGUCUUUAACGUUGAGCUUCCCUACUGUUUACAUACUAUGGGUUUCUAGUUAUAUGGUUAUAUUAGUUUUGUGUUCUGUCAAGUGAUGUAGUUUACGUUUUUGUUACAUUUUUGUUAACGUGCUGCACAUCUGCUUGGCUAGCAGGAAAAAUACUUGAUUAAAAAGGUCAGUAAGGAGCUGGGGAACAGUGGAGUAGUGGCGUACUUUCAAACUCCUAAACUAAAAAUGAAUCUGAACUUACUAUCUGUUUCAUUAGAAGUAUCUGAAGAAGAGAAAAAGCUAUAUGAUGAGUUCUGGGCCCUUUAUGCUCCUAGGAACGCCCAGAUCUUCACACAACUUGCUUUGAUCGAUGAAAAAACACAAAAAUGCUCUAUUCAUGGAUACAUAGUAAAAAUAACGAGGGCGAACCAGUGUUUUCAACACUGUAUUGGAUCUACUGUGCAUAUUGUAGAUGAUUCGAUGCCAUUUGGGAGUUAUUUUCUUGUGCAUCUUUUUGCUACCUGUGAAGAAAAUCCUAUUCCACCAGAAAUCCACAAUAUUAUAAGAAUAAUUGACAUGAUUGUUUAUGUAGGAAAAAAAUCAAAGAAACCUUUUGGAUUUGCAACCUCAAAGGCAAAUGUCUCUUUGUUUUUAAUGAUUGGUGCCACAUUAGUGAUGCGUAAAACCCAAACAGAAGUUGUUCGAGUUGCAGGUUGUGAUAAAUAUAUACGGAACAUUAUGAGAGUAAAUCGAGAAAAGGAAAUUCGCAAUCUGAACCAUAUAAAAUGUACAGGAUUCUUCAAAUUUUACGGUGAGGUAUCUGCAUUUAGUUUUUGUGGGGAAUAUUCUUUUGUUCGUGUUCAUUGUGGAUUUCGUCUCCAUCAUACCAUUGUCAUUAAACUUUUAAAUUUAACCCCAUCCUUUAAGAACUUGAAAGUGGGGGAUCAUGUAAAAUUCAGUAGAGUCAGAGCUGAGAAGAUGCCUCAAGGCGAUUUUUCUUUUGUUGUGGACUGCAAUUGCUGCCAUGUAGAGAAGCUAAAUUAACGAGCGCGUGCGGUCCCGGGUCCAUCCCUGGCUGAGAUUUCGACUGCACGGGAGAACGAUCGAGCGCCGAAUGUGCGCGAAGAGCGUCGCACCCUCGCCGCGGAAUCUGCUCGUUUCGUGACCGCCAGGAGCCCGGACCCUGGCAACAACGAAGACGCUCGUGGGAGCGCUGUGUGAGCGCCGGCCUUCGGCCACCGGCAGCCUGGGCGGCAAGUUCGCUGCGCCGUUUACCCUACUCCCGACCGGAGCGCGACGUUAAAGGCAGACACCCGAGGCCAGAACCCCGCCGCAGUACACGCGCUUCUCCUGCCCCGAGGACCCACCUCUGGAGUGAACUCUGAGGAAUCUCCAAGAAGCUUCACUGCAUUCCUCUGUCACUUGUCAAAAUUGUAUACUAGAUACAGAGGAAGGCUGAGAGUUGUAUACAUGGUAAAUCUAAAUUUUUGCCAGGUAUGGCAAUCUGAUUAUAUGCCCUUUUGAAGAAUUGUAUAUAAUUUAAGUUAAUAAACUCAUCA